Messenger RNA from Staurois parvus, 474 nucleotides. The record is from the annotation of a GenBank genome assembly. NCBI's taxonomy places the organism in Eukaryota, Metazoa, Chordata, Amphibia, Anura, Ranidae.
AUGGGCCCCUGUACCACCUCCUCAUGCUGCUGCCAGGCCCGUAAUCUGCCAUGGGCCCCCGUACCGACUCCUCAUGCUGCAGCCAGGCCCGUAAUCUGUCAUGGGCCCCUGUACCGCCUCCUCAUGCUGCUGCCAGGUCCAGAGUGUCUCAUGGGUCCCUGUACGGCCUCCCAUUGCUGCUGUCUCCAUCGCCACACUCUGCCAUGUGCCACUUUCAGGUCUCCUCACACUGCUGGUGGGUUCCAUUUUGUCAUAGGGUGCUGUAUGGCCUCCCAUUGCUGCUGCCUCCACCGCCACACUGUGGCUCCACACUCUGGUUUUGGCCCCGUGACUGCCCAAAUGAGUGAAGUGUGCGGUGAUUCUAAGAUCGACGGCACUCAUCUGCAUGUCAUACUGACUGACAGUAUUAGUUCUCUUCCCCAGCAGACUCCAAGGGCAUUUAAAUUAAAGGUACAGUGUUCUGCACUAAUAUAA